Messenger RNA from Arabidopsis thaliana (thale cress), 3675 nucleotides. RefSeq names its product ABC2 homolog 16 (gene ABCA12). Bases 61 to 2250 code for a protein of 729 amino acids. Gene Ontology annotation, molecular function: ATP hydrolysis activity; ABC-type transporter activity; ATP binding. Lineage: Eukaryota; Viridiplantae; Streptophyta; Magnoliopsida; Brassicales; Brassicaceae. The transcript has 14 exons. Gene Ontology annotation, biological process: transmembrane transport. The record is from RefSeq and is marked reviewed. Gene Ontology annotation, cellular component: membrane.
AAGGGAAAAAAAAAAGAGACGACAAAGUGCGACUACCUAAGCUUCUUUCUUUCUUCAUCAAUGGUGAAUCCUAGCCCAGCAAGUUUUUGGACGCAAGCCAAUGCGUUACUUAGGAAGAACUUAACCUACCAGAGGAAACACAUAUGGACGAAUGUUCGACUCAUCCUGGUUCCACUCUUCCUCUGUUUAAUUCUGCUGGCGAUUCAACAAGUGCUUGAUGCCUUGAUGAAGGGUGUCUCUGAUAUGUCUAAUUGUGGAGGCAACGUUACUUUGCCUGGUGGUAUCUGUCCCAUCCCAAACCCUCCAUCGUUGCCUCCGAUGUUGCAGAUUCCACAACAUGAACUCCGUUCCGUUAAGACCGAUUUCUUUUCCUACAAAGAUCUCCCUGACAAGUUAUGCAGAGAAACAGGUUCUUGUCCCGUAACGAUACUUUUCACUGGUGAUAAACUGCCCCUUGGAAAAGCUUUAUCCGCAAAUAUCUUCAGCACUUCUUUUGUGGUUAAUUCCUCCGACCUCUUGCCUACUUUAGCCAAUAACGUUUUGGGUUCAACAGAAGCAGCGGGGGAAGACAAUUAUGAAGAUCCGGGGAUUGCCUCAGAUCUUCCUAUUUACAGUAUCCAACCUUCGUGCAGUGCAAACUCUACAUGGCCACUCUCGCUCGGACAAAUUCAGACAGCCGUGAAGUGUGUUCAAGGGUUGUGUCUCUGGAGAAAUAACUCUGUAGAGGUCAAUGAUGAGCUUUUCAAGGGUAGUUGGAGGGGAAAUCCUGCGGGGAUGCCAAAUGAGAUCGUUGCAGCAUAUGAUCUCAUGAGCACGGAUAGGAAAAAUUUCAAUGUGACCAUAUGGUAUAACUCAACCUACAAUGAUGAGUUUGCAACUGGUCAGGCUUUAAAGCUGGUCCGAGUUCCCCGCUCUAUUAAUCUGAUAUCAAAUGCUUAUCUUAAGUUUCUAAAAGGCCCUGGGACAAGGAUAUUAUUUGAGUUUCUCAAAGAAGUUCCUAAAGAAGAAACUAAAAUGAAUCAAGACAUUGCGUCCUUGCUUGGGCCACUUUUCUUCACUUGGGUUGUUCUUCUUUUGUUCCCCGUAAUCUUGACAUCAUUGGUGUAUGAGAAACAAGAACGUCUAAGAAUUAUAAUGAAAAUGCACGGGCUAGGCGAUGGUCCAUAUUGGAUGAUUUCCUAUGCCUAUUUUCUCACCAUAUCUAUGUUGUAUGUUAUUUCUUUGGUGGGCUUCGGGUCUGCUAUAGGACUCAAGUAUUUCCGGCGCAAUGACUACAGCAUCCAGUUUGUUUUCUAUUUCAUCUACUCAAAUCUACAAAUCUCCCUCGCUUUUCUAGUCUCUUCGAUAUUCUCAAAGGUUAAGACUGUAACAGUCAUUGCUUACAUACUGGUGUACGGAACCGGGCUCUUGGGUAGCUUUCUUUUCCAAAAAAUGAUUGAAACUCAGUCAUUCCCCGAAGAAUGGAUUCUUGCCAUGGAGUUGUAUCCCGGCUUUUCUCUAUACCGCGGGUUGUAUGAGUUCUCGCAAUAUGCAUCCCGAGGAAACGGGAUGAAGUGGCAAGAUCUCAGUGAUAGCGGAAUGGGUGAAGUUUUCUGUAUCAUGUCAGUAGAGUGGUUUCUUGCUCUCAUAGUAGCCUACUAUAUCGAUCAGGUUUUCACAUCCGGAAAGCAUCCUUUCUUUUUCUUGGUGAACCUUUUCAAAAGUCCUUCUUCCCUACCAAGGAGGCCUACUGUGCAAAGGUUGGAUUCUAAAAGAGUAUUCAUAGAUAUGGACAAACAUGAUGUCACUCAAGAGAGGGAAUCAGUUCAAAAAUUGAGGAAUGAAGGUAGCACAGGGCAUGCCAUCUUGUGUGACAACUUGAAAAAGGUUUAUCCAGGUAGAGAUGGUAACCCGCCAAAAAUGGCCGUAAGAGGGUUGUAUCUCAGUGUGUCUUCAGGAGAAUGCUUCGGCAUGCUUGGACCUAAUGGUGCCGGCAAAACUUCCUUCAUCAGUAUGAUGACAGGACUCCUCAAACCGUCAUCUGGAACAGCUUUGGUUCAGGGUUUGGACAUAUGCAAGGAUAUGAACAAAGUAUACACGAGCAUGGGCGUAUGCCCGCAGCACGACUUGCUUUGGGAGACGCUAACAGGAAGGGAACAUCUUCUCUUUUACGGUCGACUUAAAAAUAUCAAGGGCUCUGAUCUUACACAAGUAUAUAUGUUUACCACCUGGCUAAUUUUUAUUUUAUUUUAUAUGUGUUGUUAUUCUUGAAGACAAUAACAAGAAUAUAUAUAUAUAUAUAUAUAUAUGAUCAUUUCAAGGCUGUUGAAGAAUCUCUCAAAAGUGUCAGCCUUUACGAUGGAGGAGUUGGCGACAAACCUGCUGGUAAUUAUAGUGGAGGUAUGAAAAGGAGGCUUAGCGUGGCCAUAUCGCUUAUCGGGAACCCCAAGGUGGUUUAUUUAGAUGAGCCAAGCACAGGACUUGAUCCAGCCUCGAGAAAGAAUUUAUGGAAUGUGAUCAAGCGUGCAAAACAAAACACAGCAAUAAUUCUCACAAGUAUACAUAUAUUAGUUUCUCCACUUACGGAAUGUGAUUGAGUAUGCCUCCUAAAUUAUACUUAAUAUUAACGUUAAGACAAGAUUUUCAGCUCAUUCCAUGGAAGAAGCCGAAUUUCUAUGCGACAGAUUAGGAAUUUUUGUCGACGGAGGCUUGCAAUGCAUAGGAAACUCCAAGGAACUGAAGAGCAGGUACGGUGGAUCAUAUGUCUUCACAAUGACAACAUCUUCAAAACAUGAGGAAGAGGUAGAGAGAUUGGUUGAAUCUGUCUCUCCCAACGCCAAGAAGAUAUAUCACCUUGCUGGUACUCAGAAAUUUGAGCUCCCAAAGCAAGAGGUUCGAAUUGCUGAGGUGUUUCGCGCUGUUGAAAAGGCCAAAGCCAACUUCACAGUCUUUGCAUGGGGGCUCGCCGACACAACGCUCGAAGAUGUCUUUAUCAAAGUCGCUAGAACUGCUCAAGCCUUCAUUUCUUUGUCUUAAAAGCUAUUUUUUACAGUUAUAGGGUUCUCUUUCUUGGGUCAAAAUUCUAUGUCUUGAAACACACGCAAACUUACCACCAUCUUGAGUCUCCUUGUGAUUGCUGCUAUGAGAAUCAAAGAAGCUUCUGAGAUCCCAGAACCAUAUGUGUUAUUACUUUGGAGAAUGGGGAAACAGAUGAUAAAAGCUUAAAGAAGAAAAAGAUAAGGUUUGCGACAUUUGCCACUGGGAUUGUUCACGGCCUGCAACCGGAUGCUAUAUCUGAUGAUGGUACAAAUUUUGUCACCUAAAGACGUUACUAGGAAUUCUGUUCUUGUUGCUGCUUUUAUUCAUUAAUUAUUGCUUCAUGUAAAUCUUGUCGUUGCAAGAUCUUUGUUCUUGUAUGUUGGACAAUGCCAAUGUGCUACUAUCGCUGAGUGAAUUAUACAAGGACACAGUACACUGAUUAUGAAGAUUCUUAGAGACAAUCUUACUUUGUGGAUCAUUCGACGAAGCAGGAGAUGAGAUCAAGGAGGCAGAAGCAAAUUAGGUCUUGUGCAAGUGUCAUUCUUGUUUCACUGUCUUGUCGGAACCAAAGCAUAGUUAAUUCACAAAUUCUAGUACUCUCUUGAUUCAAUGUAUUGUAGCGAGUAAAAGCAAACAUGUGCAAGCAAGAGUUGUUUC